This is a messenger RNA of Rhododendron vialii, 417 nucleotides long. Its product is annotated as S-protein homolog 29-like. The transcript has a single exon. Bases 1 to 417 code for a protein of 138 amino acids. Lineage: Eukaryota; Viridiplantae; Streptophyta; Magnoliopsida; Ericales; Ericaceae. The record is from RefSeq and is a predicted model, not a curated record.
AUGCACAUGGGUCAUUUCUUUCUUUCUUUUAUGAUCACCCUGACUGUAGCACUUCAGCUCACUGGUGCAAGUUUUGAUGAUGUAAGAGUUUAUAUUAUCGACCAGCUUCCGAAGUACCCUCGAUUAUUGUAUUUCCGUUGUCAAGAUAAACAUCACGAUCUUGGAAUGCAAGCGCUUUUGUUUCAUCAAGUUUUCAGCUGGCACUUCAAGACUGACUUUUUCGGAAGGACUCUUUAUUUCUGUCAUUUCUAUUGGGGUUCCAGUAACAAGAUCUUUGAUGUUUUCAGUCUCGAUAUAGAGUACUACCAUUGUAUGAAUGGGGAUGUUCAUAUUCAUUGCUACUGGGCUGUAAGAUCUGACGGUUUCUAUAUCAGCAAUGACAGCAAGACUUGGGUGAAAAUGCAUACAUGGGUUUGA